This is a messenger RNA of Tachyglossus aculeatus (Australian echidna), 6493 nucleotides long. It is a transcript of the gene STAG2, whose product is annotated as stromal antigen 2. Gene Ontology annotation, molecular function: chromatin binding. NCBI's taxonomy places the organism in Eukaryota, Metazoa, Chordata, Mammalia, Monotremata, Tachyglossidae. Gene Ontology annotation, cellular component: chromatin; nucleus; cohesin complex. The coding region runs from base 672 to 4349 and encodes 1225 amino acids. Gene Ontology annotation, biological process: sister chromatid cohesion. The transcript has 34 exons. The record is from RefSeq and is a predicted model, not a curated record.
GGACCGGGACUGGGAGCGGGAGAAGGAGAAGGAGGAGGAAGGCCGCGCAGCAGCCGGCCAGGGCCGGCCAGGCCCAGCCCGCGCGGCCAGCCCCGCUCCGCGCCGGCGGCCCAGCGGAAGGGCGGGCGACGGACGGGGCCGCGGCCGCCGCCGUGCGACCAGGGGACGGCGACGACGACGAGGAGGAGGCAACGUCUCUCAACGUCCUGUAUUAGGGCAAUUGGGCCGUGCCCGGGAAGGUGGCGCAGAUGGUCAGAAAGACUGGCAGAGGGGAAAACCGGGCAGAAGAACUAGAAACCCAGCGAGAGACCUGACCCGCGGACAGCUCUUUCCUGACCCUCCGGUUCUCCUCCUGACCUUUCCGCUGCUGAAAAUCGAUUGGUCAGGAACCUCUGACACACACAGUGAACUUGCCGUGUUAAUCUAAUAGCCGUCUUUUAAGUUGGAAGGUGGCCUUAUAUACAGACUCUUCUCCGUGGAGCUGGAGGAGAUAACGUGUCUGACAGUCCCUUCUGCGGCGUAUGCUUAAAAAUUGCCUCUUGAAGCAUCGCUGCAUUUGCUUCCCAAGGAAUUGUCUAUCACAGAAGAAAGAAGUAUACUUGCACUUUGCAAACGUUAAUUUAUGAACAUAGUAUUUCUAAUACUGUGGUGUUCCAGAAGAUGAUAAAGAAAUGAUAGCAGCUCCAGAAAUACCAACUGAUUUUAAUCUCCUCCAGGAGUCAGAGACACAUUUUUCUUCUGAUACAGACUUUGAGGACAUUGAAGGAAAAAGCCAAAAGCAAGGCAAAGGAAAAACCUGCAAAAAAGGGAAAAAAGGUCCAGGAGAGAAAGGAAAAGGUGGCAAUGGAGGAGGGAAGCCCUCUUCUGGUCCAAAUCGAAUGAAUGGGCAUCACCAACAGAAUGGAGUGGAAAACAUGAUGCUGUUUGAAGUUGUUAAAAUGGGCAAGAGUGCUAUGCAGUCUGUAGUGGAUGACUGGAUAGAGUCAUACAAGCAUGACCGAGACAUAGCGCUUCUUGAUCUCAUCAAUUUUUUUAUUCAAUGUUCAGGCUGUAAAGGAGUUGUCACAGCGGAGAUGUUUCGGCACAUGCAGAAUUCUGAAAUAAUUCGAAAAAUGACUGAAGAAUUUGAUGAGGAUAGCGGAGAUUAUCCACUCACCAUGGCCGGACCUCAGUGGAAGAAAUUCAAAUCCAGUUUUUGUGAAUUCAUUGGAGUAUUAGUCCGGCAGUGUCAAUAUAGUAUCAUAUAUGACGAAUACAUGAUGGACACAGUCAUUUCACUGCUUACUGGAUUGUCUGACUCUCAAGUCCGAGCGUUUCGACACACUAGCACGUUAGCAGCUAUGAAGUUGAUGACAGCUUUGGUGAAUGUGGCAUUAAAUCUUAGCAUUAACAUGGAUAAUACUCAGCGGCAGUAUGAAGCAGAGCGGAAUAAAAUGAUUGGGAAGAGAGCUAAUGACAGGUUGGAACUCCUUCUGCAGAAAAGGAAAGAGCUUCAAGAAAAUCAAGAUGAAAUAGAAAACAUGAUGAAUGCAAUAUUUAAAGGGGUUUUUGUACAUAGAUAUCGUGAUGCAAUAGCUGAAAUCCGAGCUAUCUGCAUUGAGGAGAUUGGAAUAUGGAUGAAAAUGUACAGUGAUGCCUUUCUUAAUGACAGCUACUUAAAAUACGUUGGUUGGACUAUGCAUGACAAGCAAGGGGAAGUGAGACUAAAGUGUCUUACUGCUCUGCAGGGACUUUACUAUAACAAAGAGCUUAAUUCCAAACUAGAACUCUUCACCAGUCGAUUCAAGGAUAGAAUUGUGUCCAUGACUCUUGACAAAGAAUAUGAUGUUGCUGUACAAGCAAUAAAAUUACUCACUCUUGUUUUACAGAGUAGUGAAGAAGUUCUGACUGCCGAAGACUGUGAAAAUGUCUACCAUCUUGUUUAUUCAGCUCACCGGCCAGUAGCAGUAGCAGCAGGAGAAUUUCUUUAUAAAAAGCUCUUCAGUCGAAGAGAUCCCGAAGAUGAUGGAAUACUCAAAAGACGGGGAAGACAAAGUCCAAAUGCCAACCUUGUCAAGACAUUGGUAUUUUUCUUCUUGGAAAGUGAGUUGCAUGAACACGCAGCUUACCUCGUGGAUAGCAUGUGGGACUGUGCUACAGAGCUUUUGAAGGACUGGGAAUGUAUGAAUAGUUUGCUGUUGGAAGAACCACUCAGCGGAGAGGAACCAUUAACGGAUAGGCAGGAGAGUGCUUUGAUUGAAAUAAUGCUUUGCACUAUUCGACAAGCAGCUGAAUGCCAUCCUCCUGUGGGAAGAGGGACAGGGAAAAGGGUGCUGACGGCAAAGGAAAAGAAAACACAGUUGGAUGACAGAACUAAAAUUACUGAACUUUUUGCAGUUGCUCUUCCACAGUUAUUAGCAAAAUAUUCCAUAGAUGCAGAAAAAGUGACUAACUUAUUACAGCUGCCACAGUACUUUGAUUUGGAAAUCUAUACAACUGGGCGGUUAGAAAAGCAUUUAGAUGCCUUAUUGCGACAGAUACGAGAUAUUGUAGAGAAGCACACAGAUACAGAUGUUUUGGAAGCAUGCUCUAAAACCUAUCAUGCACUCUGUAAUGAAGAAUUCACAAUAUUCAACAGAGUUGAUAUCGCAAGAAGUCAGUUGAUAGAUGAAUUAGCAGACAAGUUUAAUCGACUUCUUGAAGAUUUUCUUCAAGAGGGUGAAGAACCUGAUGAAGAUGAUGCUUACCAGGUUUUGUCAACAUUAAAAAGGAUCACUGCUUUUCACAAUGCCCAUGAUCUUUCAAGAUGGGAUUUGUUUGGUUGCAAUUACAAAUUGUUGAAAACCGGUAUUGAAAAUGGCGACAUGCCUGAGCAGAUUGUCAUUCAUGCACUGCAGUGUACCCACUAUGUAAUCCUUUGGCAGCUAGCAAAAAUUACUGAAAGCAGUUCCACAAAGGAGGACUUGCUGCGUUUAAAGAAACAGAUGAGGGUGUUUUGUCAAAUUUGUCAGCAUUACUUGACCAACGUGAAUACUGCUGUUAAAGAACAGGCCUUCACUAUUCUUUGUGAUGUGUUGAUGAUAUUCAGCCACCAGAUUAUGUCAGGAGGGCGUGAUAUGUUGGAGCCACUAGUAUACACUCCCGAUUCUUCAUUACAGUCAGAACUGCUCAGCUUCAUUCUGGAUCAUGUCUUCAUCGACCAGGAUGAUGACAACAAUAGUGCAGAUGGACAGCAGGAUGAUGAGGCCAGUAAGAUUGAAGCAUUGCACAAGAGAAGAAAUUUACUCGCCGCUUUUUGUAAACUAAUUGUUUACACUGUGGUAGAAAUGAACACUGCUGCAGACAUUUUCAAGCAAUACAUGAAGUAUUAUAAUGACUACGGCGAUAUUAUCAAGGAAACAAUGAGCAAAACAAGGCAGAUAGAUAAAAUCCAGUGUGCAAAGACACUUAUACUCAGUUUACAACAGUUGUUCAAUGAGAUGAUACAGGAAAAUGGGUAUAAUUUUGACAGGUCGUCACCAACAUUCAGUGGUAUAAAAGAACUUGCUCGGCGUUUUGCUUUAACAUUUGGACUUGAUCAGUUGAAAACAAGAGAAGCCAUUGCCAUGUUACACAAAGAUGGCAUAGAAUUUGCAUUUAAAGAACCUAAUCCUCAAGGUGAGAGCCACCCACCUCUAAACUUGGCAUUUCUUGAUAUUCUGAGUGAAUUCUCUUCCAAACUACUCCGGCAAGAUAAAAGAACAGUGUACGUUUACCUGGAAAAAUUCAUGACAUUUCAGAUGUCUCUCCGAAGAGAAGAUGUGUGGCUUCCCUUGAUGUCUUACAGGAAUUCUUUAUUAGCUGGAGGCGAUGAUGACACGAUGUCAGUCAUAAGUGGUAUUAGUAGUCGUGGAUCUACUGUAAGGAAUAAAAAAACAAAACCAGCAACAGGAAAACGGAAAAUUCCUGAGGCUGAAGAAAGCAGUAGUAGUGAUAGUAUGUGGUUGAACAGAGAACAAUCAAUGCCCACACCUGUUAUGAUGCAGACACCGCAACUCACUUCCACGAUUAUGAGGGAGCCCAAAAGAUUACGACCUGAAGAGAGUUUCAUGGGUGUCUAUCCAAUUCAGCCGGAACACCAUCAAACCCCACUUGAUUACAAUCGGCGUGGUACAAGCCUAAUGGAAGAUGAUGAGGAGCCGAUUGUGGAAGAUGUGAUGAUGUCCUCUGAAGGGCGGAUUGAGGACCUUAACGAAGGGAUGGAUUUUGACACCAUGGACAUAGAUUUACCACCGUCAAAGAACAGAAGAGAGAGGACAGAACUGAAGCCCGAUUUCUUUGAUCCCGCUUCAAUUAUGGAUGAAUCAGUUCUUGGGGUGUCCAUGUUUUAAUACCAGUUCCGCGAUGAAAUCUGUGGUGAAGUCAUUUUCUAAGUGGAAGAAGAAAUUUUUCAAUAAGUUGUGGUAGAUACAGUGAAAUUCUGUACAGAUUUUUCUCUAAGGAGAAUUAUGACAUGCUUACCAAGAUCAAGUGCGUUGAGGGGCAGUUUUGUUUGCCUGAAAAACAGAAAAGUAAAGGACAAGUAAACAAAUUGAGGAUAAGCUACAGUUUUUGUUGGAAAGAAAAUAUUUUAUUUAUGUGCUAUCAGCUUAUUUCCGAAUCAUGAGAAGUAUUCCCUCCUUUUCGAAUCUAACAGUAAUCUGAGAGAUACCUGGUACAGAUUGGAGUUGUUCUCCGCCACAUUUACUGGGUGUACUAAAUAAUCAUGCUCCUCUGCUGGAUUUCUGUUUACAUCCAUGAACUGAAAUGACAAGAUGGAUUGAUUUUUCCCACCUUGGAGUUGUAGAACAGAAGAGUUUGGGCGUUUUAAAUUGUAAAUGCUUAAAACUGCAAUCAAAAGGAUCUUUGUUUUAAUACCGAAAUCAUGGAGAAACGUAAACUUACGAGCAGAACUUUUACAAUUUUUUCAUCUAAAAUGUAUUUUAAGAUAUUUUUAAAAUCCAAAAAAACUUCUCUAUGCCUUCUCAGAAAUAACCAGAAACAUUGAACUCCCAGAAGGUAACAAAUCUCAAACAUGCUUGCCCAUUAUCAACCCUGAAAGUUUGCUUGUCCUUUAAGAAAAAAUGUAAUGUUGUGAAAUUCCUUCCAGUAGUGCCACUGUAUUUUGUCUCCAAAUAAAAGAAGCUUAUUGUAGUAUGUUUGCAGAAAAAUUCUAAACAAAAAUUAUACAGCUUAUUAGAGUGUGGGAAUAGGGAUCUAAAUUUUAAAUAAAAUUAUAUAUAUAUAUAAAUUGGUGCUGAUUUUAUAAUUGCGCAGUUUGUUUAGUUUUUUCUUACUUUUAAAUUCCAACUUAAAAUUAUGAGGUUUCAGAAAUAUAUUGAAAGUUUAACAAUGUUUAAAAAUAGAAAAGCAUGAAUGUUCAUGCUUUAAAAUGAUUUUUAAAUUUGUAUUUUAUAUUGUUUUAUCUAUCUGUCUUUGCAAGCAGUCUUCAGGUUAAAGAUACUUCUAACAGGUUACAGUACAUUUCCUCUGUAUGUAAAUUAGAUGGGAUAAUAGAAGUCCAUAAACAACUCAUAAUAUUCUUUGAAAGCUAAGCUUUAAACUCCAUUUUGUGUCCUUUCACAAAUCAGUCUAAAACAGAGAGUGGCCACCUGCCAUCUUGACUUCAACUCAUUUUGCAAGGCUUAGGCAGCUAGACAUCAUUUUAAAGGAAAUAUUAACUUAUAUUACAUAUGUAUAUUUUUUUGCCAGUUGUCUCUCAGUUCUUGAGGUAUAUUAUUUUAAUCAUUCCAUGCCUUAAUAUGCUCGCAAUACAAGGACAUCCCCAAGUGGGCGAAUACAAACAGGCUUCCUGUGUUUAGAUUCAGAAAUUAAACAUUGGGCUGUGGUAGCCAAAAACCAUAGAUAAUCUAAAGGCUCAUGAUAAAAUAGAAUUAUUUUACUAAGUCGUGGGGUAACGAUAACACAAAUCCCGAUCUGCCUAACUCAUUUUCCAUAAGCAAAUAUUCUUCAUGUCUGAAAGUACUGCCUAUAUUGUUUUUCUUUUUCACACCACUGCAUUUAAUAGAACUGCUGAGAGGACUGUAUAUAUGAUUUUAAACUUAAGUUGAUUUUUCUCACUCUUGAAGGAGUAUUUCUUUGUGAAAGCAGUUCUUACAGCUUUGUUUUCAACCAGCUAAAAAUGUUUUAUAUAUUUACCUUAACCUGUUGUCCUCCACAUUCUAUUGUCCUAAUUGUACUGUUUUCUGAUUUGUAUUUAUGUCUUGAGACAGUAACUUUUUGAAUAAAAAUAAACCUACAGUAUGUUGUAUGUUUGAUCUUUUGGAAUCAGAAAGGGGGGGGCAGCUAAGAUGAGGUUGAUCCUGAUGCAAAUGUUAUGUUUAUAGAAAUUAAAUCUUUUACCAUGUCUUUUAAGUGUUUGUCUCAGAGUUGGGAUAAUGUAUGGAAAACUGCACUGUUUUAUAUUUGUAAUAAAUUGUACAAGUUUUUUAAUGUGAAUAAAGCACUAAUUGGGUUAAUAAUUUAAAAUAGAAAA